This is a messenger RNA of Encephalitozoon cuniculi GB-M1, 891 nucleotides long. Its product is annotated as oxidoreductase. NCBI's taxonomy places the organism in Eukaryota, Fungi, Microsporidia, Unikaryonidae. Gene Ontology annotation, molecular function: oxidoreductase activity. The transcript has a single exon. The record is from RefSeq and is marked provisional. Bases 1 to 891 code for a protein of 296 amino acids.
AUGAUCAUCCAGCUAAUUUAUCUAGGUGUAUCAUACAUAAUGUUGAAGGUGCUCCCGACCAUAUACCAGUACACAUACUCCAAAUGCAGAAAUCACCAGGUGUGGGAAGGACUAAGAAAGAAGUAUGUUGUCAUCAACGGGGCAACGGGAAAGAUCGGGAGAGGGCUAGCAAAGAAGUUUGCAGAGAAGGGAAUGAAGGUUCUUCUUGUCGGAAGGAGUGAGUCCAGGCUUAUAAGGCUGCAUGCAGCUAUAGAAAGGAUGACGGAGUGCCACAUGCACAUUGUAGAUUAUAAAAGAAGCAACAAUCUGUCCUUCAUAGACAGGUAUGACGUGGGGAUUCUGAUAAACUGUGCCAGUACGAUGGAGGACAGCCCGGCAUACUUUGUGGAGCAGUCCAUCGAGGAGAUCAUGAAUGUUAACCUCGUUGGGGUGAUGUCGCUGACAAGGUAUGUGCUUGUGAACAUGAUGGACUGUGGGUACGGAUAUGUCAUCAACAUCGGGUCGCUGAUGGGGGAGGCGUCGACUCCUCUGUACUCUGCAUUUGGAUGUUCCAAGCAGGCUCUAAAGGCCCUGUCGGAUUCUCUCUACUACGAGCUGGAGGGAUACAACGUGAAUGUGGAGUACAUGGGUGUUGGAGAUAUGUCAUCUGAGGGCUGUGGAGAGAAGCCCUCGCUCCUAAGGCCUUCUUCGGAUACCCUUGCAGAAUCGAUUCUCAGCACAUUUGGAUCUGCGAAGAUGUCCAUACCAUAUCUUCCCCACUUCCUCAUGUAUCUUUUAAUUCUUUGCGUUCCUUCCCCACUUCUGAGUAGAAUAGUCUUCCAUAGAAACAAGCAGCGGAUGUUUGAGAUGAGAAGCCGCGAAUCGAGUUUUGAGGACCAAAAGGCGAAAUAG